Messenger RNA from Armigeres subalbatus, 1645 nucleotides. Its product is annotated as gastrula zinc finger protein xFG20-1-like. The record is from RefSeq and is a predicted model, not a curated record. Gene Ontology annotation, cellular component: nucleus. The coding region runs from base 90 to 1436 and encodes 448 amino acids. The transcript has 2 exons. Lineage: Eukaryota; Metazoa; Arthropoda; Insecta; Diptera; Culicidae. Gene Ontology annotation, molecular function: zinc ion binding.
GUCAAAUAUAUAAACAAACUGCUCUGGCGAUUUGUUCUGUUUAGAUUUUUUCACAAAAAACGAAUUCAAUCUUUUGUUUUUUUUUUAUAAUGACUACGCUGAUGUCCGGUGGAUGUCGAUUAUGUUUGGAUUCAAAUGGUGACAAAUUUACCUCGAUUGAAAAUCCACAGCUGAUAAAGCAAAUGGAUAGAGUCUUUAGCUUUUCGGUCAUACCAAUUGAUGGUGUGAGCAAAGAUGUUUGUCAGCAUUGCUCGUAUAUCAUCACGGAGUUCUACCAAUAUUCGGAACAGGUACGCCUCAAUCAGGAGGCUUUUCUAAGAGCGCCACACCAUCAAACUUCAUUGUUGGACUCCGAAAUCGUUUGCGAAGACAUCAAAGUCGAAUUGCACAGCGAUGAAGAAUUUACAGAAACUUCAGCAAGGCGUGAUUGUUUGUUUCAAGAUAUCAAACUCGAACAGAACAGUGAUGAAGCCUUACCAGACGAACAGCAGCAAAACCAUUCGAAUGCUGAUAAUGAAAAUUCGCAAGCAGAAUCUCUAUAUUCCAGCAAGCUACCAAAACGUAAAACAGCUAAAAUCUCUCCAAGCUUGAGUGAGAAGCUUAGCGGCGACGAUAGAUUUCUCAAAGAACACUUCAGCCUAUCAUGUGAACUCUGUGGUGCGACUUCUUUGACUUUUGCGAAACUGCGAAGCCACUUCCGAUUAAAACAUGACAUCAACACUGCAUACGUUGUGUGUUGCGACAGGAAAUUCAUCAAACGAAAUGACAUUGUAGAGCAUGUUAAAUGGCAUCUGGAUCCUAAUGUCUUUCAAUGCGAAUAUUGUCAGAUACGUUAUAAAAGCGGAAAAUCGUUAUAUAGUCACCAGCAAGUCAAACAUAUGACCCAUGGUCACUCGGAAUCACAAUCCAAACCAUUGCCAAUAAAUGAUGAAAAGGUUGAAACUUUGAGAAAUGGCAACAAAGAAUCUACUGCUGAAUUUACAAACGAGCAGCUCAAGUUUUUGCAAACCAAGCGUCAACAGGAGGAUCAAUUUCUCAGCGAUAAUUUUACUUUUACAUGCCAUCUAUGCAAUGCGACGAAACCGACAUUCUCGAUACUGCGGAAUCAUAUUCGUGCCGUACACAAAACCUAUCACAUAUAUGUGACAUGCUGCAAUGAAAAGUUUCGCAAACGCAGCGACCUGAUAAGCCAUAUCAAAGGCCAUACCAAUGUUGAGCAAACAGAGAGAACCAACCAAGAGAAACAAUCCGAGACGUUCGAAUGCACCGAUUGUAGAAAAGUUUUCUCGAAUCGGUUGACACUGAAAAGGCACAUUGUUUAUGUACACGCCAGUCGCUAUUAUUGCGUUCAUUGCAACAAGCAGUUUUCAAACAAAAGCAACAUGCAGCGGCAUGUUAACAGAACGCACAAAAAGUUUGAUAUGAUUGCUAAAUAAAAUAUUACUUUAAAGUCAUGUUUUUAUUUGGUAUGAUGUAUGAAAUAACGCAUACAUUGACAUCAUUCUUUUUAAUUCAGAAUCGAAAUUAUCCCUAUUUUCAAUCGAAAGAAAUAAUGCUGACGUCGCAAAAAACAUUCACAUUCUUUGAUCAAUCCAGAAUGGGGAAGAUGCACAUAUGCGCAAUAAAAUCAUGAAACAAUUAACAA